AUGACGGAUGAAUCAAUAGCUUCCAUUGACGAACAGGAACCAGAGCUUCCACCACCUCCCCCAGUUACCCUAAAGGAAGUAUUCGUUCUAGAACAUGAGGAUAGUCCAGAUUCUUCAGUAUCAGGAAGUUCGGAUGAAGAAAGAAAAACAGACAAACCAAGAGCUGAUAUUCCUCCAGAAUACUGGCAUAUACAAAAACUAAUAAAAUAUUUGAAAACUGGGAAUCAAACAGCUACAGUUGUAGCGCUUUGUUGUUUAAGAGAACAUGAUUUGACGACAGAAACUAGUCAAUUGGCAAUACAAGAGAUAGGUGGUUUGGAGAUCCUUAUUAACUUACUUGAAACAAAGGACUUAAAAUGCAAGUUAGGAGCUUUAGGUGUACUAUCAGAAAUAUCAACAAACGUGGAUACAAGAAAAUCUAUUGUAGACUUAGGAGGUGUGGAACUUCUAGUACAGAAUUUAGCGGAGCCAGCAAGAGAUUUACAAAUACUAGUAGCUGAAACUAUCUACAAUGUAGCUCAAAUACGAAAAGCUAGAAAGCAUAUCAGAAAAUGUAAUGGUAUACCGCGUUUGAUUGAUUUUUUAGAUGUUAAGGAAUCGUUAUUGAAAACGCCAAAAGAUCAACUGAACGAAUACGAUACGGAACAAGUGAAUAUAGCAAGAGCGGCUGCAAGAGCGCUCUGGUCAGUUUCGAAAAGUAGAAAAAAUAUACGGGUUAUGAUGAAAAGUGGAUCCGUACCGUUACUAGCUAGAUUAUUAAAAUCUGAUCACAUGGAUGUAGUAGUUCCUACAAUAGGAACUAUUUCUCAAUGCGCUGUGGAUCCAAGUUAUCAGUUAGCUAUCCAGACUGAAGGUAUGAUUAAAGACAUGGUCCGUCAUCUUUUUUCAGAGGAAUAUCCAGCUCUUCGAAGAUAUUGUUCAGAAACUAUUUUCAGAUGUGGAGAGAAUGCAUUGAUCAGAGACAUGGUUAGGGAAUCUGGUGGCUUAGAUCCUUUGGUGAGAAUGGUGAGGGAUCCAAAGACUAAAGAAGAUAAACCACUUUUGGCAGCUGUAACCGGUGCAAUUUGGAAAUUGGCUAUAAGUCCGCAAAACUUGGAAAGAUUUGAUCAAUUGAAAACAGUAGAGAGUCUGGUGACUCUUCUUGAGAACGUAGAAGAAGACGAAGGUGUUUUGAGUAACGUAGUUGGAGCGUUAGGUGAAUGCCUGAAAUUCGAACAUAACAGAUAUACACUUUUAAGAGCGAACGGUAUACCUCAUUUGGUAAACCUAUUGAAUUACACGUAUCCUCCUUUGUUGGAAAACGUACCUAUGGUAUUACGAGAGUGCGCCGAAGAUUACGAUUCUAUGAGAGUAAUAGAAGAUUUGGAUGGCGUGAGACUUAUCUGGUCGUUACUCAGAAAUGAUUCCCAUAAGGUUCAAGCCAACGCGGCUUGGUCGCUAGUACCCUGCGUGAGAAACGCUACCGAUUCUGGAGAAAUGGUUAGAUGUUUCGUUGGCGGAUUAGAACUCAUAGUAAAUCUGUUGAAAUCUAAUGAUAAUCAUGUUCUGGCAUGCGUUUGUGCAGCAGUAUCUGAAGUGGCCAAAGAUAUCGAGAAUUUAGCUAUAAUGACAGAUCAUGGAGUAGUCCCAUUAUUGGUAAAUUUGGUUAAUACAGACGAUGUCGAGUUGAGACAACAUUUAGCUUCUGCAAUCGCCUACUGUUGCGCUUGGGGUACUAACUGCAAAAUGUUCGGCAGACUUGGCGCUAUAACCCCUUUAGUCCAAUACAUGGCAGAUGAUGAUCGUAACGUUCACAGAACGACAGCUCUGGCUCUUUUCCACCUUUCCAAAAAUCCUUUCAAUUGCAUUACAAUGCACGAAAGCGGCGUAGUGACAUUUUUAUUGAAAGCUGUAUCUUCCACUGAUUACGCGUUGCAGGAAGCUGCAGCUGGAUGUUUGGCAAAUAUCAGAAAAUUAGCUUUGGAAGCCGAAACAGUUCAUCUGAUCCGAAAUAAAGGAGAUUCUUCCGAUGAAGAUAAUUGA
Molecule: messenger RNA, 2022 nt
Organism: Diorhabda sublineata
Lineage: Eukaryota; Metazoa; Arthropoda; Insecta; Coleoptera; Chrysomelidae
Gene: gudu
Product: armadillo repeat-containing protein gudu
Exons: 8
Coding region: 1-2022 (673 amino acids)
Molecular function (GO): protein binding
Source: RefSeq, a predicted model, not a curated record